Cetraspora pellucida is the source of this 3759-nucleotide messenger RNA. The record is from the annotation of a GenBank genome assembly. Lineage: Eukaryota; Fungi; Glomeromycota; Glomeromycetes; Diversisporales; Gigasporaceae.
AUGAAAAGAGGAAGAGGAAAACAAAGGAUAACUGAACAUAAUAAGGAUGAAUCUGUGAAAAAAACUGGGUUUCGGUCUAUACCACUUAUACCUACCCCAAAAGAACUUCUUGUUGAUCAACUUGUUGAGCUUCGCAGCAACAAAAUUGAUGGUUCUUAUGAAUCAAUCGAUGAAUAUCUUGAAACUCAUUACAGCUUAAUGCGUGAAGAUUUCAUUAGGCCUCUUCGAGAAGGAAUUAGACGUUUAAGGAAUCCUGAUAAAACUGAUAACGACACAUACAGAAACACGGAUAUACGGAUUUAUGAGCAUCCUCAUGAUUUGCAAAUUGAAGUAUCUUUCAAACCAGAAGAGGCUGAAUUCGUAUGGCCAGAUAAAAGUUAUACUAUGGUUGAGUCAACGUCUUAUUUUGAAGCUUAUCGUCAUAUAAUGAAUGUCCUCCAAAAUUUGGAUCCUAAGUCAUUACCUUUUAAAUCGCAUAUUGUCGAUCUUAUUACGGAUAUUGAUGAACCUGAAUAUUUAAAACGUCGUCAUUCUGUAUAUGAAUUUGGAAAAGUAUCUUCUUUUGAAAAGAUUGAAAAAAUUUUUGGAACAUCAAGGGAUUGGCCUCCAUUAGAAGUGUUGGAUUCAACUCUUCAUACUUCUCAGUAUGAAGCCCUAAAACAAAUGUUGACUAAACGUUUUGUAUUAAUUCAAGGUCCUCCUGGUACCGGAAAAACUUAUGUUGGUUUAACAGCAGUUCAAUUAUUAAUUGUAAAUACUUCUGGAACUAUUUUGAUUGCAUGUCAAACAAAUCAUGCUUUAGAUCAAUUUCUUGAAUAUAUUCAAAAAUUUGAACCUAAAAUAGUUCGAUUAGGUUCAAGAUCUCAAAUUAAUAGUAUAAAAGAACGAACUUUAUUUGAAAUUAGAAAAGAUUUAAAGCUUUCAGAUCAGGAAUCUCCUUAUAAUCCUCAGAUUAAUAGGUUACAUGCUGAUCGUAAAAGGAUUUUAAGGGAAAUGACACCGUUGCUCGAAGAAAUUCAUAACCCCUGUGUAACAUUGGAAUUUAUUCAGGAACAAGGGUUUCUUACUGAAACACAAAUUGCUAGUCUUAAGGAUGAUAAUGAUGAAUGGGUUACAAGUAAUCCUAUCAUAGAAGAUGCUGCUGAAUUUCAAGGUAUCGAUGAAGGGAAACCAACAACAGGAGAUUACGUCAUUGUACGAUCGGAAACAUAUGUAGAUUCAUCUACAUAUGUUAGUGAAGAAGAUUUGAAAAAAUAUAUGUCUAGUAAUGAUUUACAAAAUAUUCCUCAAGAAGGAAAAGCUGCAAUGCAUAAUAGAUGGAGACAAAAAAGAUUGGAUUUUGUAAAUAAUAAAUUACAUGAACUUAAUAAAAAAUAUUCAAAAAUUUGUGAACAAAUAAAAUACGAAAGAAUUCGUGAAGAUCUUAUGAUUCUUAAAGAUGCUAGAGUUGUUGGAAUGACAACAACUGCAGCGGUAAAAGCAAAAAUUUUAAUAGUCGAAGAAGCUGCUGAAACAGUAGAAGCACAUAUUAUUACUGCUUUAACACCAUCAAUAGAACAUUUAAUUUUGAUUGGAGAUCACAAGCAACUUCGACCAAAUAUCUCUGUCCAUGAACUUGCAGAAAAGCAUUAUCUUGAUGUAUCACUAUUUGAACGUUUGACUAAGACGUUUAAUUAUACGCAAUUAACAGAACAACGUCGUAUGAGAACAGAUAUUCGUAAAUUAUUAGAACCAAUUUAUGGUGAAACUCUUACGGAUCAUGAUUCGGUUAGAGAAUACCCACGUGUUCCUGGAUUAUUUCAUGAUUUAUUUUUCUUUGAUCAUCAAGAAGAGGAAUCUGCUGUUAAAGAUUCUACAAGCAAGAUUAAUAAGUUUGAAGCACAUUUAUGUGCUAAAUUUGCUUGCUUUUUGGUAAAUGGUGGAAUUGAACCGGAAAAAAUUCAACGUCAAGAAAUUAAGAAAUUUCUUCGUGAAGAAAGCAGAAAAGUUGAAAUAAUUGACGAAGUAAAAGAUAUAAUUGUUAGUUCUGUUGAUGGGUUUCAAGGAAACGAAAAUGAUAUAAUAAUCCUAUCAUUGGUAAGAAGUCGAGAUCCAAGAUGUGGUAUUGUGUGUGUUGCAUUAUCACGAGCUAAACAUGGCUUGUAUGUUUUUGGUAACGCAUCUCAAUUAAGAAAGCAAUCAGAACUUUGGAACGAUAUUUUGAAAAUCUUUGGUAAAAAAAAUGCAUGUAGCCAAUCUUUAAUGUUAUUUUGUCAAAAACAUUCCGACUUUGAAAUUGGUGAUGAUGGUUUACCUAAAAACCUUGUUGUGACAUCAGUUUCAUGGGCUGGAGAUAUUCCAUCUUCAGGAGGAUGUAUAAGAAAAUGUGAAGAAAUUAUGGCAUGUGGUCAUAAAUGUCCUUUGGGCUGUCAUAUAUUUCCACAUAAUGAACGAGAUAUUUGUUGGGAUUCAUGUUUACGACAAUUUCCAUGUGGACAUACAUGUACGAAAAAAUGUAGAGAUCCAUGUGGACAAUGUGAUAAAAUUGUUACUAUUCGACCACCCUGUGGGCAUGCAAGAGAAAUUUCAUGUCAUAAGUUCAGAGCAUCUGACAAAUAUCGAUGUACAGAAACAUGUUCUAAAAAAUUAAAAUGUGGUCAUCAAUGCAAAGAAAUGUGUUCAUCACCUUGUGCAACCAAGUGUAUGGUGCAAGUUCCCAUAAAGUUUCCAGGAUGCGGGCAUAUAGAUCCUGAAUUUCUUUCAGGACAAAAUAUAGGAAAUAUGACACAUUUAACAAGUAAUACGCCAGAAAUAUAUUCCACGAAUGAUAAAGUUUUAAAUACAAAUGAAAUAUUUAAAUUUCCGAAACAAAAUGAAGAUUUCAACUGGAAACAAACAUUUAAUAUGCCACCAGUUUUGACCGUGUUCCCGGAAUCAUGUUCCGAUAAUGAUGAUAAUAACACGACAACCACCAACUCGUAUCCCGUGACACCGACUACAUUAGCGGCAUCACCGGUAUCAUUUACACUCGUUCAACAUUAUGAAGAUGUAAACAAUUUUAAGCACGAUAAUACUCGACCUAUAACACCACCACUUGAAAAAGAAGCAACGAAAAGCAAAAAACGUAAUAAAAGAACACGAGAAGAAUACCUCGCGAAAUUUAAAUUACCAAUUAAUGGAAUCGCAACUAGAACACGAAAUCGAACACAAAAAAGUUUUCGACAACAAUAUACCCUUGGAUAUUUCCUCGAACGUGCCGCACCAAUUCCGGAACCUUAUUCCGGAUUUAUCAAUGAUGAUUUAUGUAGACCCAUAAAAAGGAUAUGCAUAGGAUCAUCCGGCCCUAGCCGAGCAAACACGGAAGAAGCCGACGAGCACGUGAGAGAUCGGCCAAAUAAUACAAAUAAGAAUCCGAAUUAUCCGAUUCCAAUAUCUAAAGAAGAAGUAAGAAAAAAAUGGAGUACGAAUAAUCAAAAAACAUUUCUUGCAACAUAUUUAUGUAAUGGAAAAGAUUUUACCAGUAUUGCACAAAAAACCGGUAAAAAAACAACAGAAGUAGUAGAAUAUUAUUAUAUGUUUAAACAUAAUAAGGAUUUUAGAGCAGCUAAAGAAAUGAUGAGAGAAAAUCAAGCAUAUGAAGAAUAUCUUGGUUCAAUCGAUGCUGAAAUGAAAGCAGUUGAAAAAAUGGCACAAUCUUAUGCACCUAAAUUUGCCGGUAAGAAAAAAGGUGUACCUGGACGACCAAAAAGAUCUAAUGGAAAAUCAAAAUCGAAAAAAUAA